UCUCAGGGACGUGUGCGCACAAAGACAGUGAAAAAGGCUGCCCGGGUAAUAAUUGAAAAAUAUUAUACUCGCCUUGGGAAUGACUUCCACACAAACAAGCGAGUAUGUGAGGAGAUUGCCAUCAUCCCUAGCAAAAAACUGCGCAACAAGAUUGCAGGGUAUGUAACCCAUCUAAUGAAACGCAUUCAACGAGGGCCAGUCAGAGGCAUCUCUAUCAAACUUCAGGAAGAGGAAAGAGAAAGAAGGGACAACUAUGUCCCUGAGGUCUCUGCCUUAGAUCAGGAGAUAAUUGAAGUGGAUCCUGAUACGAAGGAGAUGUUGAAGCUGCUGGAUUUUGGCAGCUUGUCCAACCUGCAGGUUACACAGCCCACUGUAGGGAUGAACUUCAAAACCCCACGAGGAGCCAUCUGAAGCCAUUCCUGUACUGGCACUUUUCCAAUAAAUGUAUAAAAAUAGAA
This is a messenger RNA of Anolis sagrei ordinatus, 458 nucleotides long. Lineage: Eukaryota; Metazoa; Chordata; Lepidosauria; Squamata; Anolidae. The record is from RefSeq and is a predicted model, not a curated record.